AUGGACUCCCCAUCACUACAAGUUAAUGAGAUCAAUGUGAUCACCCUCAAUUGUUGGGGUCUCAAGUUUAUCUCUACCCUACGGAAUGAACGUCUUACGGAAAUUGGGCAAGCCAUUGGCUCUGCAAAUCCUACACCCCAUAUAGUUGGUCUCCAGGAGUGUUGGACACAGGAAGAUUACAAGAGCAUACGAAAGGAAACGAAACAUAUUUUGCCUUAUGGAAAGUUUUAUCACAGUGGCAUAUUUGGAGGGGGGUUGGCAAUUUUGUCCAAAUGGCCAAUCGAAGAGAGCUCGAUGUUCAGGUAUCCUCUCAAUGGCCGGCCUACGGCAUUUUUCAGAGGCGAUUGGUUUGUUGGGAAGGGUGUUGCUGGUGCCAGAAUACGAUUUGGGCAAGGGCCGAAAGAUAUUGUCGAGCUCCACGCACCAUACGAAACAGAACCAAACGAUUCUUAUAUCUGCCACCGAACAGCACAAGCAUGGGAAAUAGCGAAACUUAUGAGAGGUGCCGCAGAGCGUGGCCAUUUAGUUCUUGGCCUAGGAGAUUUCAAUAUGAUACCAUUAUCCCUCGCCCAUCGACUUAUCAGCACACAUUCGCCUGCUCGAGAUGUCUGGAUGGUCUUGCAUCCUGACUGUUCUAUCGGUGCGGCGAUUGAUGAAGUUGAAAAGGCUCGAAGACGUCCAAUACCCACUGCUGAAUUCAAUCUAUCGGAAAACGGUGCGACUUGCGAUAGCGUAUUAAAUACUUGGCGUUGGAGUAAGGGAGAACAAAAACGUCUUGGUCCAAAUCGUCCCGAGAUUGAGAUUGCAGGUGAUACCCCUGAUCCUCGUGCGAAACGACUAGACUAUAUUUUCGCCAACACAUGUUUCGAUGAAAACAAUCCAUCAGCAGGAGGAUGGAUAGUAAAAGAUGCACGUGUUGGUAUGUUGCAACGGCAUUCAAAACAUCAAUGCUCUUUAAGUGAUCAUUUCUCCGUCGAAGCAACAUUGGUACAUACAAAAUAUGCAUCACCAACCGAACAAACAAUACAAAACAAAUCCGCCGUUUCUAAUGGUGUCUACCUCCAAACCGCCCCCUCGGAAUCUCAUCUCCUCAGCGCUCAUACACAACUCAAAACUUCUUCAUCACCACCCUACCUGCCCAUCUCAACAUAUGAUGAAAUCAUCGCCAUGAUUCAUACCUACCGACUUCGAGAACGUCGUCAAAGACGUCUUCGUUUAGGUCAUUUCGUCGCUUCGGUAUUCAUAAGUAUAGGUUGUUUUGUAGCUGUUUGGUGGAGUCCUCGAAAUUUCGUUGCCUUUAUACUUAUGCUAUUGAGUAGUUUGGGACUUGGAGCGGGCGUUAUUGAUGGUUUAAUUGGAGGACUUUUUGUAGGGAGUGAGAUUAGAGCACUUAAGGAGUUUGAAUGGGAAAUUAGUAAUGCAAGAGCGGCGGCUAAUGGGGAACCCCUCGAUCUCGCUGAGGAGGGUAUUCAGGAUUGGUUACCGUCUCCGACGGAUGCGGAGCGUCUGGUUGGGAUGGAGAUGGAAUUGGAACUUGAAAGACAUGCGGAAGAGACAAGAGAGAUGGAGAGAAGGGAGAGAGAGGAGAGGAGAAUAGAAGUGAAUGAGAUGGAUCGCGCUCGGAGGGAAGCGGAAAGCAGAAUGAUGGGGUGGAAUCUGGGGGUGGGGAUGGCAUAUAGGCAUGGAGAAACUAUUGGAAACAACAUAGAGCCAGUGAAUAUAGACCAUCUUUUGAGAGAAAGGACCCUGCAGGCUGAAAGAGGAAGACUUGGUCAAGGAGAACGUGCCGUGUGGCAGGAGAAUGGGGAGACUAGGUACCAAGAAAUGGCUCGCCAACAGAAUCCAUUAAGUCGUAGACGAGAAGAGAACAGGAGAUUGGGAACUGCGGGCUUUUCAUCAAUGGAAAUUGGUAGCCAAGAGGCAGAAGAAGAAACCCGUGGCGGUGGAGGCGGAAAGAAGCUUUUGCCCGAGAGACAGGAGACUGAAGAGGAACGAACAGAACGGCUCCGAUUAAAUGAAAAGUCAAGAUAA
Molecule: messenger RNA, 2031 nt
Organism: Botrytis fragariae
Lineage: Eukaryota; Fungi; Ascomycota; Leotiomycetes; Helotiales; Sclerotiniaceae
Product: putative inositol phosphosphingolipids phospholipase c protein
Exons: 3
Coding region: 1-2031 (676 amino acids)
Cellular component (GO): cytoplasm
Molecular function (GO): sphingomyelin phosphodiesterase activity
Source: RefSeq, a predicted model, not a curated record